UUGUCAUUUCACUCGGCUCGGUCCUGAGGAGAAGGACUCAGCCGCGGCUGCUGAACCCGGGCACCGCGAGGCGGUGGCAGCGGCGGCGGCGGCGGCGGCAGCGGCGACAGCAGAGGAGGAAGGAGGAGAGAAGAAGAGCCAGGCGGAGUCCGCAACUACGACAGCGGGGACUGCGGGACCGGGGUAAAGCGACGGCGGCGGCGACGACGGCCCAGCAACCGUGAGGAGAAACAAAAGCCUUCUAAAUUACAGUUUUUUAAAAAAUCUGGGGGAUAAAAGAGAGAGAGCGAGCAAAGGGGGGAAGGCCCUUCUCUUUUAGAGUAACUACGCUGGUGGGGUUUUCCUGUUUUUCCUCUUUUUUCCCCCCUGCGGAGAAUCGAACUGAGAGAACUGAACAAACCGCCCCUGGGUCCCAUGAGGGAAAAAAACCCCGGAGCCGCAGAGAGGGGUAGAGGCCGAAACCGCAGGACCUUCCAGGUCGCCCCCUUGGUCCCCGCACCCCGGGGCCGCCAGCCUGUCCUCGUCGAGUCUCGCUAAUCCGUCCUGAUCGCGACACCCCCAAGAGGGAGAAACGGGUGUUUCCAACCCAUUUCAUGGGGGAGAGGAGGCCGGGGGGAGCCCCAGGAACAGCGACCGCAGCAAGAUCUGCACCCAGAGCUUCAGGAACAGCCCCAGAGGCCAAAACUGCACCCCGUGAAAGAUCAGAAACAGGACCAGGAACAGCAGAAACUUCCCUGCAAUCAUCUUUCCAUUAGUCAAUGCUGAUUUCCUCUCCCGCAACCAGGAAUUCGCCUCCCACCCCAAAUAACCUAAUAUAAUCUAUAUAUAUAAAUAUAUAAUAUAUAAUGUUCUUAAAUUAUUCCUGAUUUUUUUAACCAGGCUGCCAAGAAAAGAACGUAUUCUCCCCUUAGCCCUAUUCUAAUUUUUAUGUGAGUGAAUCUAAACUGCUGAAGAAGACCAUAUGUGAUUGUUAAAUUAUAUAUAUAUAUAUUUUUACUCCGCGCAAUGCUUAUUCUUCUACAUCCAUAGAUGCUUGAGAAGCUGUGUUUUUGUCAUUCAUGUACGUUUUCCUUUGGAAAAAGAAAGCGCCUAUUUUACUAACCAAAGACUUGAUUUUUACCCUCUUCGUUUUUAUUCCCUCCUAGAAUAAGUUGGAUUCAUGUCAAUGUUUUAAGACAUUUUUUUUUUUUUUAGUUUUUUUCUUUUUUCUUUCAGAGACCAGAAUUCCAAAUCUGAACUAUUUAGGGUGAUAAGCUGCGAUCUUUGAGCUAGCUAAAAAUAAGACAUUUCAAACAAGCAACUUAAAUUUGGGGUAGAGGAUACAAAGGCGUGAGACAUCAGGUUGUUGUUUUUUUUUUUUUAUCAUAAGAUUCUGAGCCUAAAAAUAAUAAAUGGGGGAUUACGGGUUUGGAGUGCUAGUGCAAAGCAAUACUGGGAAUAAAUCUGCUUUUCCAGUCAGAUUCCAUCCACAUCUGCAGCCUCCACACCAUCACCAAAAUGCCACCCCCAGUCCCGCUGCUUUUAUAAAUAAUAACACAGCUGCCAAUGGCAGCAGUGCCGGGUCAGCUUGGCUCUUUCCUGCUCCGGCUACCCAUAACAUUCAGGAUGAGAUCUUGGGAUCAGAAAAGGCAAAAAGUCAGCAACAGGAACAGCAAGACCCUUUAGAAAAGCAGCAGCUCUCCCCAAGUCCAGGUCAGGAAGCUGGAAUACUGCCUGAAACUGAGAAGGCAAAAUCUGAAGAAAAUCAAGGGGACAAUUCUUCAGAAAAUGGCAACGGGAAGGAGAAAAUAAGAAUCGAAUCACCGGUGUUGACAGGGUUUGAUUAUCAAGAAGCCACGGGGCUAGGUACUUCAACCCAACCCUUGACAUCUAGCGCGUCGUCUCUUACUGGUUUCAGUAACUGGUCAGCAGCGAUAGCGCCUUCUUCCUCUACAAUCAUCAAUGAAGAUGCAAGUUUCUUUCACCAGGGAGGGGUUCCGGCUGCUUCGGCUAAUAACGGUGCUCUGUUGUUUCAAAAUUUUCCCCAUCAUGUCAGCCCUGGCUUCGGAGGCAGUUUCUCUCCUCAGAUCGGGCCUCUCUCACAGCACCACCCUCAUCACCCUCAUUUCCAGCAUCAUCACAGCCAGCAUCAGCAGCAAAGGAGGUCUCCUGCCAGUCCCCAUCCCCCACCUUUCACACAUAGAAAUGCUGCUUUUAACCAGCUGCCUCAUUUGGCGAAUAAUCUUAACAAGCCCCCCUCUCCAUGGAGCAGCUACCAGAGUCCCUCUCCUACACCGUCUUCUUCCUGGAGCCCAGGAGGUGGUGGAUAUGGUGGCUGGGGAGGUUCCCAAGGCCGAGAUCACCGCAGAGGGCUAAAUGGAGGAAUAACGCCCCUGAACUCCAUCUCGCCUUUGAAGAAAAAUUUUGCAAGCAAUCAUAUUCAGCUCCAGAAGUACGCUCGCCCCAGCUCUGCCUUUGCUCCUAAAUCCUGGAUGGAAGAUAGCUUGAACAGGGCUGACAACAUUUUUCCUUUUCCGGUAAGAUUAUGUUCCAUUAAUAGAUUAAGAUGAAAUAAGGAAACGGCA
Physeter macrocephalus (sperm whale) is the source of this 2564-nucleotide messenger RNA. Its product is annotated as cytoplasmic polyadenylation element-binding protein 4-like. The record is from RefSeq and is a predicted model, not a curated record. NCBI's taxonomy places the organism in Eukaryota, Metazoa, Chordata, Mammalia, Artiodactyla, Physeteridae. Bases 1392 to 2549 code for a protein of 385 amino acids. The transcript has a single exon.